Messenger RNA from Cooperia oncophora, 528 nucleotides. The record is from the annotation of a GenBank genome assembly. NCBI's taxonomy places the organism in Eukaryota, Metazoa, Nematoda, Chromadorea, Rhabditida, Trichostrongylidae.
AUGGUUAAGAAGAAGGGAAAGAAGUUCAGGCCUAAUUUGAAACAUCUUGCAAAGAAACGGAAAGCAUUGGAGAAGAACAAAAAGAAAUGCCAGAGCACUGUAAAGGUCAUAAAAGAAAACUGGGAAUCCACUAAAACUCCUCGCGAGAAUGCACUUUCCAUGGGCUUGGCGUACAAUCCUAAUGAGGCAGUGCCGAUAGUGCAACCUCAUCGCGACAUUAUCGAUAUGGUAACCAUCGAAGAUAUGGAUCUGGCUGAAGCUCGAGCAUUAGGAACUGUAGCGGAGCAACGGCUUAAAAAGCAACAGGAGAAAAACGCUGUCCUUACAAAGGAGAAAGCUAUAAAAGUGGUCUCAACUCUGGAAACUGAAGCUGCUGAGCAACGAACUCUGCGAGAAUCUUCUGUGAGAACCGUGCGGCUACCAGACAGAGAUGUUGAAUUGUUGAUCUAUCUUUCUGAGAGAUACGGAGAUGAUUACAAGGCAAUGGCCGAGAUCCGAAAAGAUCUAUUUUCAAGUAUCUACACCUAA